UGGAUAGUGACGGCCGAGUUGGGUAUAUAUCAUUCCUUGCAUGGCAAGAAUUGUGUAGGUGAUGCUGUUCUUUGCUACUUUGCUCAACGCAUUGUGUUUCUUAUCUCUCUUUUUCUCAUUCGUCUCUUUGAACAGUCAGUCGCUCCUUCUUUUACCACUCAUUCCUCUUUACCAACCAACUGAGCGCUAGCCGUUCCUGUCGUUAUCUCCGUUUCAUUCGUGCACAUGUUCAGUGUUUCCAUUUAUCCCAAACCGAAUUCCUGCGAACUCCGUGCCAGAUGCUCGUCAUCACCUUAUUUCUCUGCGUUGCCUUCGCUCUGGCUUGCUCCCAAGAUGCCACGAACACUCUCCUACCGACUCCUAACCCAGCCCCAACCCAUGACGCCCCUAUCCAGCAACCAAGCCUCACCGAACAGGAACCCCAAACCACCGGCGCCCCUAUCCUCACGCCAACUCCUCUCGCAGGCCCAACCGCAACCAUUGACAAGCCCACGCUCCUACCUCCCGCAAAUUCGAGUAACGCCCCCACCUCGAACUUGAAGGUCGCCUCAUCACAGGGACUCAGCCAGUUCACCCAGCUCGUAGUCUUCGGCGAUAAUCUCUCCGACAACGGCAAUGGCUCCUCCGCUCACGGCGUUGCGGGCAAUCCAAGUUUCAUCUACGGCUUCAACACUUGGACCAAUGGUCCCAUCGCCGCGUCGUACCUCUCCACCCUUCUCAGCCUCCCCUUAAACCAAAAUUUCGCCUUCGGCCACGCGGCGGGAGGUUCCAAGUUUGGCGUUACCGUAGACAACUCCUUCACUCAAUCCGAUGCGGAAGCCCCUGAUGCAGCGGAACAGAUCUUGAAUUACACUACCUCGCCUGGGUUCAACAAGGAGAACGCAGAAAAGUCGCUGCAUUUCUUUUGGUUCGGGAACAAUGACGUCCUGCCGUGGCUGAUGAAUCCCCGACCACACAUCUUCUUCGGCGCGGGCGCCGAUGAGGGGAAUCGCGUGUUCGCUACUGACCUCGCGACUCGGAUUGCGGAUAACGUCGGAAGUCUGCUUGAUGCUGGAGCUAGAAAGGUAAUCGUGCCUAACAUCUACCCGCGGCACGUGGCGCCCGUGGUAGCUGCUUACUUUGGGCUAGAUGCGGCGGCGGUAGAGCAGUAUGGGGGUGUGAUUCGGUCUGUGAACUCGCAGUUGAAGACACGUCUAGAAGCUUUUGGAGAGAGGGUUAUUUAUUAUGAUGCGUUUAGAUUCAUGAUCAACAUGCAUGAACAGGCGAAAAAUGGCGGGGUUGAUGGGAUUCAUUUCAUGACGCCGGGCGCAGACAUCUGUGAUGGAGCUUCGAAGCAGGCCGUGCCCGGGACGGAUAACUGGGAACUUUGCCAGGUGCAGGGGAGGGCGGACGAGUUUUAUUGGAUGCAGUUUCUGGAUCCGACUACGCAUGUACAUCGAUUGGUUGCGGAGGAUAUGGCCAAGGUGGUUAGGGUGGCUUUGGGGUGACGCCAAGUUCUUUUCGUUCUGGCUUUGACUGGGUCCAGUAUAUCAUGUAGGGAUGGUGUUCUGAUGUUACUUUAGCUUUCGGUUUAUAUGAUUCUCCUGCCCCUUUCCUUCGGUUUCUCUCUUUUGGAUACGGAGUGGUAAAAUGC
Messenger RNA from Pseudomassariella vexata, 1633 nucleotides. RefSeq lists its product as uncharacterized. The record is from RefSeq and is a predicted model, not a curated record. The transcript has a single exon. Bases 279 to 1487 code for a protein of 402 amino acids. Gene Ontology annotation, molecular function: hydrolase activity, acting on ester bonds. Lineage: Eukaryota; Fungi; Ascomycota; Sordariomycetes; Amphisphaeriales; Pseudomassariaceae.